This is a messenger RNA of Rotaria sp. Silwood2, 471 nucleotides long. The record is from the annotation of a GenBank genome assembly. Lineage: Eukaryota; Metazoa; Rotifera; Eurotatoria; Philodinida; Philodinidae.
AUGAAAUUAAUACCAUCAUUUCGAUUACGUUCAUUGGGUCUUGGUCAUUGUACGUUUUCAUGUGACAGUUUAAGUUGUGUAAGUAGUAAUGUACAGUCUAAAACGAAACAUCGUGAUGUUAAUAAUAAUAAAAAUAAUAAUAAUAAUAAUAAUAAUAAUAAUAAUAAUAACAAUGAUAUAUCAACAUCGAUGGCAGAUGAACAGAAUCAUGUACUGGAAUUUUAUGUAUUUAAUGUUAGUCAUGAACGUAAUCUUAAUUUAACAAUUGAUUCAAAUGAUAAACGUUUAAUUAUUUUUUACAAUAUUUCUAAUGGUUUAUAUACAAUUGGAAUUAGAAAUGGUAUGUUAGAUUUAUGUUGUUUUUUUUCUUAUAUUAGUACUAAGAUAACAUAUCAGAAAUGUUGCUUCAUUAUGCUUUUGGCCUAUUUGUUUAAAUAUGUUUUUGUCAUUGAAGCAAAUAGAAUGAUGUGA